AAGCUGUGACAGGCGUGAUGAACACGAGUAAAAAGAACCGCAAGCGAUAUUUGGAGCCCGAAGCAUGGAAUGAGCGUUUGCCGAAAUCGACGCAAUAUGAAGUAAGAAAGAAUGCUCCCGCGCGUUCAGCACAGCCUGCUACGGACGUCGGUUCAGAACAUGUGGUCACAAGGGCUUCUGAAUCCUCGGACGACGAUGAAGCUUCCGAGUCAGUCGAGGACAUUGGACCAGAAGACUACAUCGUAGGAGAUGAGUCGGCUGGCGACUGCGACACCGACGCUGAAUUAUCAGAUCAACUCUCGAAUGCGACGGAGCCGUCUGAUGGUCUCCCAAACUCCAACUUCUUUCGAUUGGAGUUUGCGCGCCCGCUUGGCAACGCAAACACCUUGUCUGUUGGAGAUGCCCUUGUGCUUGUAAUGGACUUCGCCAUUAAGCAUGGUCUGUCAUGGACUGCUAUAGAAGACCUGCUAAAAUUAUGUAAUAAUAUUUUAGGAACGAAUGUGCUGCCAGACAGCAAAUACCUGUUCAGAAAGUUCACUGCAACCUCACCAGAAGAUAUGAAGUUCUACUUUUACUGCCCGUUUUGUAAUCGGCUGCUGGCCAAGACGGGUGGUAGCUUAAGUGAACGCAACAUUGUGUCUGGUAUGUGCUGUGGAAAGGGCUACACCGGCCGGAAGUUGACAGCAGAUGGCUCCUUUUUUGUUGGCCUGCCAUUAAAAAAGCAAAUUGCAUCCGUGCUCGCAGAUGAUAGUUUGAGAGAAGACCUCUACAAAUCUUUAAAUGAAAGAAAAGACACAGAAAACGCUAGUGUGUCAGAUGUGACGGAUGGUGCUUUUUACCUGAACCAGCGAAAGAAGCUUGGCUGCAAGAAAGAUGACAUCACGUUAACUGUCAGUGCAGAUGGAAGCCCUGUGUUUAAAUCGACUAACUACUCCAUUUGGCCUGUACAUCUGACUGUGAAUGAGCUGCCACCGCACAGACGGUGGAGCAACAUCAUUUGUGCGCUCUUGUGGUAUGGUACCAAACAUCCAUACAUGACAUUGGUCCUCGAGACAUUCAGACAACAAAUGGAAGAACUCUCUGCUCAAGGAAUCUGCUGGAAUGUGAAUGGUCGACAAGUGCAUUCAAAGGUGUACUGCAUAACUGCUGUUGCUGAUGCACCAGCCCGGGCUUCCAUGCAGAACGUCCUACAGUUCAAUGGCUACUAUGGCUGUUCCUGGUGCCUACAUCCUGGAGAAUUCAUUGAAGGAUGUGUGAAGUACCCUGUGGGUUCAACUUUUGAAGACAGGACUGCAGCUAGCAUGUUGGCUGACAUGCAAAUGGCAGCGAAAAUGAAGCGCUCUAUCCAAGGGGUGAAGGGGCCAUCACCUCUCCUCAACGUUCCUGGAUUUGACAUUGUCUGGAGCUUUCGCCCCGAUUACAUGCAUGCUGUGUUGCUUGGAGUUGUACGCCAAGUCACAGAACUGUGGUUUUCAGACACGGGAAGGGCAUGCUAUAUUGUGUCUCCUCGGACAUUAAGGGAAGCAGAUGAGCGUCUCCUAAGCCAGAGACCUCCUAUGUGCUUUAAUAGAACACCGAGAUCUCUUAAGAUUCGAAAGUAUUGGAAGGCAUCUGAGUGGGACUCUUGGCUCCUCUUCUACAGCCUCCCAUGUCUGAAAGGCAUCCUGCCAGCUCAGUUUCUGGAGCACUUUGCUCUCCUGAUGUCUUCAGUGUAUACCUUGUUAAAGAGUCAUGUGACAUCACAGGAAAUUGAUGACUGUGCAUUAGAAAUAACAAGGUUUGUUGUCAUGGCCGAAUGUAAUUAUGGGAAAGCACAGAUGACUUCUAAUAUGCACACACUGCUGCAUUUGCCAAAGAGUGUGCUAUUGCAUGGACCACUUUGGGCUAUCUCAUGCUUCGAAUUUGAACACAACAUGGGCAACCUAGUGAGACUCGUGUCAUCAUCAAAUGGUAUCCCUUUUCAAAUCUUGUCGCGAAUUCUCCUAAUGAGCAAUUUUAAUCAGCUUCUAUCUAUGGCAUCGGAAGAAGUUAAGGAACUUUGUUUGCACACACGAAAAAAGGAGCACAUGGGAGUAAAACUUCUUGGAAGACCCCAAGUGCCUUCACAUGACUUAAUGGAAUUUGUAAGCGGCAACAUCCCUGGUGUGGAAAGGAUUGAAGAGUAUAGCCGCGUCUGUGUGAAUGGAAGAAUCAUGCACAGUGAAAACUACAAUCCAGGGUUAAGAAAAAGGGACUCAACCGCAGUGAAAUUAGGAGAUGACUAUGUGAAAAUAGAGAACAUAGUCAAUGUUUGUAAGGUCAAUGGAAGCUCUGACAUUUUCAUCGUCUCUCACAUCUACCAAGUGAAGAGCUUUGAAGGAGUAAGCCAUUUAAAGGUAGCACAUAAAUGUAAUUCAAAAGCUAUUCAUCCAGUUUCAAGGUCUCUUCGUCCAUGUAUAUAUCUUGAUUUGAAUGGGACAAAGCUUUUUGCGGAGUUGUGCAACCGCUACGGAUCAUUUUAGUCAAACAGUAAUGAUUCUCAUCCUAUCUUAUGUUCA
Messenger RNA from Rhipicephalus sanguineus (brown dog tick), 2537 nucleotides. RefSeq lists its product as uncharacterized. The coding region runs from base 18 to 2501 and encodes 827 amino acids. The transcript has 3 exons. Lineage: Eukaryota; Metazoa; Arthropoda; Arachnida; Ixodida; Ixodidae. The record is from RefSeq and is a predicted model, not a curated record.